GGAGCGCGUCAACAUCACCAUGACUCUUACUAUGGGCAUAAAUGAGACCCAAAAACCCACUUGUGAGUUCUUCAAUUUUACAACAAGUGACUUCAGCAGUAAUGGCUGUCUUACCCUGUGGGAACGUGAUGAAAGUCAAAUCACCUGCUCCUGUGACCACCUCACAUACUUUGGUGUGCUCCUGGUAGAGGUAGAUGCUAUCCUCCCUCCUGCUGACCUGAAGAUUCUGACACUCAUCACUCAGAUUGGCUGUAGUCUUUCUCUUUUUGCCCUGGUCAUCACUGUUCUGCUCUUCAUCACGAACAGAAAGAUCAGAGCAGAUGUCUCUAUGAGGGUCCACAUCAACCUCACCAUUGCCCUGAUUCUCCUCAACCUGCACUUCCUCCCAAGUCAGUCGGUGGCAGCACAGUCCUCCUCUGGGCUUUGCGUUUACAUGGCCCUUGCUCUUCACUAUUCCCUGCUGGCCACUUUCAGCUGGAUGGGCCUGGAAGGGUUCCACAUCUACCUUCUCCUUGUCAGAGUCUUCAACAUCUAUGUCAGGAGAUACUUGCUCAAACUCAGCUUGGUGGGAUGGGGUAUCCCUGCAGUCAUCGUGUCCCUGGUGGUGAUCAUAGACAGAGGCACGUAUGGACGUGUCUUUCUGGACUUGUCUAACUCCAACAGCAAUGCAAU
This is a messenger RNA of Micropterus dolomieu (smallmouth bass), 672 nucleotides long. RefSeq names its product adhesion G-protein coupled receptor G2-like. Gene Ontology annotation, cellular component: membrane. The transcript has 6 exons. Lineage: Eukaryota; Metazoa; Chordata; Actinopteri; Centrarchiformes; Centrarchidae. Gene Ontology annotation, biological process: cell surface receptor signaling pathway; adenylate cyclase-activating G protein-coupled receptor signaling pathway. The annotation marks the transcript as partial. Gene Ontology annotation, molecular function: G protein-coupled receptor activity. The record is from RefSeq and is a predicted model, not a curated record.